CAUAUGGUCAACGUUCUUUGUUUUCUAGUUUUAAUCAUCAAUCAACAAGUCAAUUCAUUUUCUCUAUUGAAACAUCAACAUUUAAACAAUUUCCAACAACAUGAAGCUCACUCUAUUCUCUACCUUCAUAUUUGUAACAGCUGCUUUAAGCACAAUAUUGCCCCAAAAGGCAGUCAUUGUCUCAUAUCCUGACAAUACCCCAAAUGAGGAGGUACAAAAGGCUAUGGAUGCGAUCAAGGCUGCCGGGGGCAUAAUUACACAUGAGUACAAACUUAUCAAGUAAGUAUGCUUAACACAACUAUCUGCGUAUAUAUCUAACUGUUUUGACAGAGGGUUUGCAGCCAAAGCUCCAGCUCAGGUCCUUGCCACUAUUCAAUCGUUGGGAAAUGAUUAUCAUGCUGUUAUCGAAGAGGAUCAAAUCGUUAGCGCUAAUAACUGAAAAUUGAUCUCGAAAAUGAGAUAAUAUUGAAAAUUGGCCUGUUCAGGAGCUUUUAUUUGUCGAUGGCGGAAUAUCUGACGUUUGAAAGAGAUACCAGGCAUUGACGAGGGAUCAAAUGUUGACUCUGGAUUGCAGGAUCGGCGUACAUGAAGGCAUUGGGAAACUGGAGUUGGUGGUCUCGGGACAUUGUUUAGAAUGAUUAGAAUAAUGGUGAUCGGUCUCGUCAGCAUGCUCGAGGAUCAGGACUGACAAUUCGAUUGGCACCACAGAACGAUCUUAUAGUCUUGCAGCUUACAUGUUUCCCACACGUAUAUGCGGGCUUUCAUUUUCGAUUGAGCUGAAUUGAAUUGUCUUUACACACUCUUUUAUAACAAUACAAUUCUCUCGAUUUAUCAUACACACUUUUCCGUUCGCAGUGGAGAUGCUGCAUAUUUCAUUUUCUUCGUUCGGGCGGGAUUGAAUUCUUCAUAGAUGUUAAAGUGCUUUAUUGCUCAAGGCGAUGAAUGGCCAAUUCAGAUUCCCAUGGUCAGUCACACUUAUGGGACCACCAGACUAAUAAUAUCAUGGAUUCC
Messenger RNA from Sclerotinia trifoliorum, 1011 nucleotides. NCBI's taxonomy places the organism in Eukaryota, Fungi, Ascomycota, Leotiomycetes, Helotiales, Sclerotiniaceae. The record is from the annotation of a GenBank genome assembly.